Triticum aestivum (bread wheat) is the source of this 2389-nucleotide messenger RNA. RefSeq lists its product as uncharacterized. The transcript is spliced from 3 exons. NCBI's taxonomy places the organism in Eukaryota, Viridiplantae, Streptophyta, Magnoliopsida, Poales, Poaceae. The coding region runs from base 258 to 659 and encodes 133 amino acids. The record is from RefSeq and is a predicted model, not a curated record.
UUCGUUCUCACCCGAACGGACGGACGCAACGCCCGGUCUCCGCCUGCCCCAAUCCCGACUCCAGGCCGUCGUCCCCAACACACCAUGAGGACGAAGAUGGCGGCGGCGCUGGUCCGGGCCUCCAGGGGGAUCGGACCUCCUACGCCUGCCCGAUCCUCCUACUUCUCCUCUCGCGGCCACCUCCAACGCCUCCUCCCACGCCUACGCCUUCGCGGGCCGUCAGCCGGUGCCCGCCCCGGAUCCCACCUUCUUCGACGAUGUCGUCGACGCCAUCGUCGACAAGUACGGCUGGGACCCCGACGCCGAGGUCCGGGUUUGGCCGCUCGACGCCGAGGGCGCGCUCGUCGACGCCGUGCAGCGCUACGAGUUCCCCGCCCGCGUGGGGCCCCGCGGUCGCGCUGGCGCGGGCCUCCGACGGGGCCGUCGACUGGAGCCGCCCCGACGCCCCCGCGGUGGAGGAGGUGGUCGGGCCCGACGGGGUCGACUUCGUCACCGGCGAUGGCGACCUGGCGUUCGGCUCCGGCGUCAGGGUCCGUGACAUGGUAGGGCCGUUCGAGCUGGUGGUCUCCGAUGGCGCUGGCAGGGGCCGCGCGGAGCUCCAGUUGCCGUCGAUGCAAUGGAGUACACUUGAUGCGAUCAAUUCUGGUGUGUGUGUGUGAUGCAAUGACGUAUGAAUAUCGACAGAAAAAUAUGCCUGAGGAGUAUGGGUAUGUAGUAACAUUUCUCUGUUAUUUUCGGAACAACUUGGAAUAUCUUAUUGGUAGUUUAUAUACAAAGUCAUUUUGAUAAUUAUCAUGCUGCAAACCUACAUAGUUUUCUAUAUUAAUCAUGUCAUGCUAAAAUAUAGAAGUUAUAGCUUCAAUAAAUUGAUAAAAUACAGAUUUGGGCUUUACAUAUUUAUUGAAUAUAUAUUUACAUAUGAAUACGUCGUUACGGUCGGACUCCAGCGAGCAGCAGUGGUUGUUAUACCCCACCAGGUAACUUGCUACUGUUGGUGAAACUCUCUUGUGCAGAAACGCCGAUCUUGAAAUCUUGAUCCUACUUAUAGGCCGUAUUGCAUGCAAUGUACUCAUGUUUUACUGAACAUGUAGGUAACAUGAAAUUUUGAUCUUCUCCCAUCACUGAAAGUUGUGUUUUAAACUUGCAAAAGCAUUGCUAAGCCUAUUCAAUCAUUUCUAUUUUACCCUAGAUUUCACCCCAUACCACAAUUGAGAUACAAAUGGGCGUUACUGAUGUCGAGGAGAAGAGUUAGAAGCUCUUGGAUUGAGAAUCUGAGAUUUAUAUAGGUUCAGUAGACCAAAAAGUUUCGGAUUCACUACUCCAGAUACAACGAUGCGGUAUAUAUAGUUAACUUCGUACUUUAUAUUACCAAUUUUUCUUCCUCCAAGAGUUCUCCGGAUAUAAUUUACACCUGAAACAAUAAAUUGUUAAAAGCAAGGAAAAGUAACAAGUUCUGCAAAUUAGUUUCAUCAGGAGAGAACUGGCUGAAAUGAAGCUAAUACCCAUGUACUGAAUAUCCUGCAGUGGUUAGUAUACUAAAGAGUAAAACUGCAUGUUUUUGUCAUAUCUGAAACCCUUUUCUGCUCCAUACUUUACGUAAACAAUGCCUGUGCAUUGGCAUAAGAACCAUAGAUUGAAAAAUCAUCAUCCAUUGUCAUUCGUCACCCUGGCAAUGAUGCAUUUGCUAUUCAGAAGACUUCUUGUCCGGUUUAGUGUGUGAUUUGUUACUAUGAUAAGGAAACAUUUCCUCAACCCAUCUUUCACUACACACACAGGUUGCACAGAGGAGUAUAAGGAUUUCUUCAUCGGGCCAGUCCACGUGGAAGAUGUCGCGUUAGCCCGUAUCACGCUGUUUGAAAACCCGGCUGCAUCCGGGAGGCACCUCUGUGUGGAGCCCAUAUGUCACUUGAGCGAUUUCGCGUCCCAAGUCGCGGAGCUCUACCCCGACCACGAAGUCCCGAAAUUACCUGAGGACACGCAGCCUGGGCUGGUGAGAGCGGAGGCGGUGCCGAAGAAGCUGAUGGCACUGGGCCUGCAUUUCACUCCUUUGGAAAAGAUCAUCAAGGAUGCGGUGGAGAGCCUUCGGAGAAGAGGAUGCAUCGCCUGAUGGCUGGAUUAUUAGCUGUACCAUAUUCCUUCCCUUCUGUUGUAGGGUCAUGAUCAACCCUUGCUCCAGAGAUGUGUUGUGCCCAGCCCAGUGCUAGACCUUAUAGUUGCCUGUAUGAUUGUGCAAUAACGGCUGGUUGAUCUACUGGUACACCUGUCUGUUCUUGCUAGAUUCUUCCAAGAAGUCCUUGGGUGUUGCAAGGAAGAUCACCGAUGAAUAAUUGUCCAGGAUAAGAGAAGAAAACAGUACUCUCGAAAUAGAACCAAUAAUCUAUUCACAAAA